UGUUCAAGAACCCCCGGGGGAGCGGGGGCCUCCUGCAGGCCGGCUGAGGGGGCUGGGUCUGGUCUGGCUCCAUAUUUCAGGCACAAGUCCAGGGACGAACACCGCAGCAGUGGGCUCGAUAAGGACGUUUUAAAAUGCAGCUUUUACUUUGAAAGGAUCUCAAAGUUUAAGAAGGGGGUCGAUUUUUCCCAGACAACCAUCAGAGUUCAGUUAUUGACGCCGUUAAAUCGAUAACUAGACGCACCGAUUUGGACACGUUUCUCUCCCUGAUUCUUGGAACCAGUCUGCUCCUGCUUCCCCAUCAACACGGCACCGGUACAGAUUUGGCUCGGAGGUUGUUUUUUUUUUCUUCUACAGAGACGUGAGGCGAGCGGGCGGGCGGACCUCAGCGUUUGGUCACUGGUUUAUUUCAGAGCCUGUGAUCCCCGCCGGUCGCUGCUGCGUCCUGACGUCAGGUUAUUAUAAGGAGGCGACGGAACCGGAGCGGCUGGGCAGACAGCGGGGCUGAAAGGGGAGAAAGGAGCGCAGAAACAGGCUGAAGGGGAGCCGGACCAUGCUGAUCUGAUUCUCCGCUGACAGGGGCCAUUCUGCACAGUCUGAGCUGAAGAGAGGCGCAGGUAUGGGGAAGGACUACUACAAGACCCUCGGGAUCCCCAAAAGUUCCAACGAGGAUGAGAUCAAGAAGGCCUACCGACGGAUGGCGCUGCGCUUCCAUCCGGACAAGAACACAGAUCCAAACGCGGAGGAGAAAUUCAAGGAAAUUGCAGAGGCCUAUGAGGUUCUCAGUGACCCCAAGAAGAGGGUCAUUUAUGACCAGCUGGGAGAGGAAGGUUUGAAGACAGGAGGCAGCAGCUCUUCUGGCGCUCCUGGCAGCUCGACGCACCACUACACUUUCCAUGGAGACCCCCACGCCACCUUUGCCUCUUUCUUCGGGGGCUCCAACCCUUUCGACAUGUUCUUUGGCUCCAGCCGCAGCCACAGCCGCUCCAACGGUUUCCCCUUCCACAACGAGCACAGCAACGGCGCAGAGCAGGACACAGAAAUGGAUGAGGAUGACCCCUUUGCUCAUUUUGAGAGACAGUUUGGCUUUCCUGGAGGAAUGAACAAUGGCUUUCCAGGCGAGGGUCGCAGGAGGAGGGGGCCAACCCCGUCAGAGCGCCUGGGGACCAACCGGAAGCACCAGGACGCGCCGGUGGUCCACGAGCUGAAGGUCUCACUGGAGGAGAUCUUCCACGGCUGCACCAAACGAAUGAAGAUCACUCGGCGCAGGCUAAAUCCAGACGGGAGGAGCAUGAGAACGGAGGACAAGAUCCUCAACAUUGUCAUCAAGAAGGGCUGGAAGGAGGGGACCAAGAUUACUUUCCCAAAGGAAGGGGACGAGACCCCAGAGAAUAUUCCUGCCGAUAUAGUGUUUGUGCUUAAAGACAAGGGGCAUGCCCACUUCAAAAGAGACGGUUCCAAUAUCAUUUAUAACUACAAGAUUACCCUAAAAGAGGCGCUGUGUGGCUGCACUGUCAGUAUUCCCACGCUGGAAAACCGCGUCAUCUCGCUGCCUUGCCACGACAUCAUCAAGCCAGGAACGUUGAAGCGGGUCAGGGGGGAAGGUUUGCCUUUCCCCAAGAACCCUUCGCAGCGCGGUGACCUCAUUGUGGAGUUUUCCGUCCGUUUUCCUGACAGGAUCCCCCCACAGUCCCGAGAGAUUAUCAGACAGCACCUCCCCCAGUCGUAGGAGGACCCCUCUGAGCCCUCCACCGGCAAAUAAAACUACCCAUCAUACAACCUCAUCUACUCCUCCCAUAUAUGGUUGUUACGGUUUUAAUGUCCUGUGUUGAUGCACUCAACAUCUUAGAAGGACAGACAAAGACUGACAGGAUCAGGAUUUAAUUUAGCUUUGUAUGUGCUGUCUUUUGGUCCAACCACACACACACACACACACGCACGCACACACACACACACACACACACGAGUCCCCAGACAGUGAAGCGGUGCUGAGGCUGGGCUGUGCACAACUGUGGCUUCUAUCCAAACUUCUUUUCUGAACUGUUUUUUUUACAAAUUUAUCAAUGGUUUUAUAAGCUCUCCUCCUCUCCAAUCCUUGUCUUUUUGUGAAAAGGAUGAAGUUUGAGAUAUUUUUUAAAAGAAAUGUUUAAUCAGGAUUUUAUUAUUAUUAUUUUUUUGUUAUUCUUACCUCAAGUGUACCAGCAGCUUGGGUGUUUUCAGUACAUAGUCUAGUUUUAACAUAACUCCACCUUGACUUGGACUCCAGGCUCAAGAAACAGAUUUUAAAUCUGUAGACUUGUUAGUGUGGUCGACCUUCCUCAAACUAAUAGACACCUGCUAGGGAAAAAUUUCACAUGAAGUUCCACAUUGCACUGCAGUUUAGACUUGGCAUGGGCCGGUUUCUGGUCUCAAGGUAUUCCAAGGUUUUAAAAUGUUAAAAUGUUUCAAAACCCCCAAACCUUUCCUUCAUUCUGAUUCUACUGUUUAAUGUCAUUCUAUAGAGGUAUAUGAGAAAAUACUGGCAUUAAGAGCAACUUUUUCUUGCUGUUUGAAGCACAGAAUAAAACAGAGUUGCUGUUCCCUCGUUUGUUGCUGCGCACUGCCAGUCAGCUGCUUGAAGGUAUGCGACUACCGUUUUACAUUGUUUAAAAGAAAACACAGAAUGUCAUUAUAUGAAAACUCAAAGGGCGACAUUUAUUAUUGCUAUUAAGCUCUUAGACUGUUUUAAAACUGCAUCUGGUAAACGUCAGCAUGUCGCAAUCAACUGCUUGCCCAAAGAAUCAGCAGUGGAAUCAGGAUUGUGACAUCUAGAGCAGGAGCCCCCUUCUCCAACACUCCUGGAUCAAAUAACUGAAUGAUCUCUUCUGCAUAUCAUCAAGUUCCAGAGGCCUAAUAAUGAGACAUUCAUUUGAUUCAGGUGCGUUGAAUCAGGGAUUCGUCUAUAAGUUUUAGUACUUUGGCUCUUGAUGACUCACAGUUGUUUUUGGUCCAACUGGACUUUUUUCCUGUUUUUAUUCCAACAUAGUCUGUUUUUCUACAGAAUUGAAGAGAACAGCAACUCAGAUAGCAGCCAUAACAACAUCACUUUAUAUCACACCGUAAGCUGAACAGAUGCUUCAUUCAUGUCAGCAUGCUGGAUGCUUGAAAAUGAAAGAGAAACUCAUUACAGGACCUACUUUCCGAGUAAUUUUGUUAAAUAUUUUCUGACCAUCACAUUUUAUUCCAACAUAGUCUGUUAAUGCUUAAAUAUAAGAAUAGAUGGUGACAUUAUAACAUACUCAGAACACUGUGAUUCCACAUCGUUGAUCCCAAAACACACGCAAUACCCAGAAUGGGAAAUCAUUUUUACACAAAUACCCUUCAUUUCAUCAUGUUUAUAUUCACAUAAUUCACUUUUCAAUAUGAAUCAGCAUGAGAGCAACUAUAGUUCUUUCUCCUUUUAGGAAAAAUAUGUUACCUUUAGCCUGCAUGUCACUUGUUUUUGUCAUGGCUGUGCAACCAGCUUGUGAAAAAUUUCCAGCUCAGAGAAAUUAUCCCAAAACAUCUCAUGCAGAUAAACCAUCAACUCCUGUUUAAGAAGCAGAAAAACAAAGGGCGCUAUUUUUCAAAAUAAGCACAGUUACUUAAAGAAACUACAACACUUGUCAGAUAUUUAUUCUACAUUUUGUUUAAUUUUAUGUAAGACGACCAAUUUACCAAUAAAUAAAUGAAAUAAAUAACUUUUCCUAUAAUCAUCAUUAUGUAAUGGCAUUUCAGAUGCAAUGGGGCUAACGUUUUUUUUUGUUGUUUGUUUGUUUUUUCUGAUUCAAGUCAAAACUAUUAGAUUACGUCAUGCAUUUUGGGCUUAAGCUUUUCUGGUAAUUACCAUUUGGCUCACAUUUGUCAUACCAUGAGGAUUACGUACCAGCCCAUGCCUCGUUGACAUUAGCCCAUCUUGGUUGAAUUAAAAAGACAAUCACAACCUGCAACUGCAGCGGGAGCUUUGAUAACAAUCUGCUUGCAACAAAGGGUGCUUUCCUUCAUGCUGAGCUGCUCACCACCGAUUAGCUGGCUCACUUUCUAAGGGACAUAAAGGUGCCUUAGCCCAGUGUCACACCAAUAACACAGGCCACACUGUAAUAAAUACAAAAAGCCAUGAGUCCACAACAGAUGAUGCCCUAUGCUGUGUUAGACUUUACCAUCUGGAGGUGGAAAAACUGUAAGUAAGCAAUGUAAAGUUUAUAAAGUACUGUAAGUGAGCCAAAAUGUUUUUAGGGAGCAAUUUGAUACGAGACUGAGGAUUUUUGUAAGUAAUUUAAAGCAAAGUGCCAAACAAGUAGAGGUGGGAUUUUCCCCGAGGGACUAAAUAGCGGUUACUCUGACAGCCCCCUGCUUUGUUGUGUAUUAUAUCUUUGUUCUCUUGUGGCUUUUGAGGGCCAUGUCUUGGUGCUAAAGUGAGCAGUGCCACCAAUAAACCACACAGCUUUGUGAUUUGAUAAGGCUUCUGUGUUUUAUAUGUGUACAGCUAGUAGGACAUCCUGUUUAGGAACCUGGCCUUGGAGCAGAUUACCUUUUUCUCAACAGCAGGGGGCGCUGAAACCCGUUGAGCUCCUCAUCAUUUUGUAUUUUACAUCAGUGAUGUAAAGACACAGAGAUGUUUAUAUGAGCAUGAGUUAUGCAGGAUGUUGGUCUUACAUAUAUACAUAUUUAAAAAAUGUUUUCUUCCUGGGAUGUUUAAAUGCAUUAAAAAUGCACUUUUAUAUUGUAAAAAUAUUGUGGAAACAAUUCGAGGAUGGGAGAGACGUGAAUGUCUGAUUGUGCGAUUGUUUGUACUGCCUCUUAAACCCUCAGAGGACACUCAAGUGUGGCUGCAACAAGAGAGUACAUGCACUGCUGCUGAAAGACUCGCCGUCACUGCUUGUCUGCAUUUGACAAUACUUAUUUAUUAACUUUUAAAUAAACCAAAUGUGUGAAAUUAA
This is a messenger RNA of Poeciliopsis prolifica (blackstripe livebearer), 4958 nucleotides long. RefSeq names its product DnaJ heat shock protein family (Hsp40) member B5 (gene dnajb5). The transcript has 4 exons. Gene Ontology annotation, cellular component: cytosol. The record is from RefSeq and is a predicted model, not a curated record. The coding region runs from base 620 to 1729 and encodes 369 amino acids. Gene Ontology annotation, biological process: negative regulation of transcription by RNA polymerase II. Gene Ontology annotation, molecular function: protein-folding chaperone binding. NCBI's taxonomy places the organism in Eukaryota, Metazoa, Chordata, Actinopteri, Cyprinodontiformes, Poeciliidae.